This is a messenger RNA of Pelobates cultripes (western spadefoot toad), 273 nucleotides long. Lineage: Eukaryota; Metazoa; Chordata; Amphibia; Anura; Pelobatidae. The record is from the annotation of a GenBank genome assembly.
AUGGAAGUUGAGAAACCUAGCUUCCAUACUGUUGAAAUACAAGACGCAACUGCUGAAGCAGUUGAUAUACCGCCAAAAUCCAUGGAAAAGUCAGGUUUCCUAACUGACAUUGGUUUGUGGCCCAACUCAUCUACUCUUGAGAUGCGGGAGUAUUGUUCCAAAAAUGGAAAUUCGUCAGUAAGGAAACCUCUGGAAAAACUGCGCAAUGAAGGAUUUCCAAAAUCAUUUAAAGAUGGACCCAUGAACAGUCUCAACAUCAUAUACGCGCUGUGA